AUGCGUGGACGGGACAUCCCGUACACAGCAGUGAGUACCCGGAGUGUUAUGCUCUGGGGGUGGCUAGUGAUACCACAGGGGCUAAGUAACGCCCCUGCAACGGUCAACAGAUGUGAUACGAAUCUGUUUCGACUGGUGCGUGACUUCGCACCGAGUUACUUUGACGAUGUAUUCGUCCAUAGCCGGGCUAUGGAUGGAAAGACGGACGUGGAGAUUCACAAUUUCCACUUCCAGAAGGUCCUUACACUUAAGCGAGAGCGUAAGUUGUUCGCGAACCUCAAGAAGUGUAUAUUCGCAGCGAACGAAAUGCUACUUCUUGGCUGCAUCGUGGGUAAAAACGGCGUACGCCCUGAUCCGGAAAAGAUCGAGGUGAUUAGCGACUGGCCUGUGCCAGUUGACGUCAAGGGACUUCGAAAGUUUCUUGACUUCGCGGCGUACUUGCACAAGUACUCGCGCAACUACGCCGAGAUGACCGUACCUCUCUCUCGUCUGCUAAAGAAAAACGAGAGGUGGUCAUUAAGUGCUGAGUGUCAGCACUCCUUUGAAGUUAUCAAGAAAAGUUUGAUACAAUCGCCUGUGUUGGCGAUUGCAGACAGGACAGACCAUACCAUGUGGUCUGUGACGCCAGCGAUUUUGCAAUCGGCUGCGCGUUAA
Peronospora matthiolae is the source of this 654-nucleotide messenger RNA. The record is from the annotation of a GenBank genome assembly. NCBI's taxonomy places the organism in Eukaryota, Oomycota, Peronosporomycetes, Peronosporales, Peronosporaceae.